AUGGUCGGGGUAAUUUCUGACGAGCGCCGAUACCUGGUGAUCUACGACCCAAACCAUAUUGUUCCUACUCCAAACGAGAAGCACAAAUCAGGUCUUCUCUCAGGACAGAAGUUGUUCAUCCAGCACUGUCUCGCUCACUGGAGUAGCUUGUCGACCUCCCGCCUAUACGUCGUAGGUCACGGCACGGGUAACAACGACGGUGUCUGCCUACAGCACUGCUCUAGGUGGAUUCAGCAUCUUCUUGGAAACGAAAACUGGAGGAAAUUCCCGUGGACAGAAAUUGAAUUACUCAGUAACCAACACGGAACUCCAAUCCUUUGGGAACGACACAUUCCGAGGGGCAACUCCCGUAAUACCCCUCGCAACACCCCAAGUACUCCUCGACUAAGCACUCGAUCUUCGUCUCGCUCAGCUUCUCCGGCUCCAGGACGCUCUACGUCCCCAAUCUCGCGCUCUUCCUCACCCCACGGUGGUUCAAGCUCUAGAGGACGACAGCGCGGACUUCGCCAACAGGUCAGUAUCAACUUACUCACUGGAAAUGGAGAAGGACCUUCUGGCUUUACAGGUAACACACCAGUGCCAAGGACACCUACACCGGACCCAGGGCCUGCGGCUCCUACCCCUGAUGGAGAGUUUAUGCCAGACUGGCAACUCCGUCGUAGCGGGCCAACGCCUGAGUUUGGAGGCUCCACAGAACCUAGCCGGCCUAUCACACCUGAAGCCGAAUACGCUGCAGAACGACCCCCAGCGUACCUCCCAUGGGCACAAAAGUCGAACUGUCGUGCGCCUAAACCCGGGGAACCAAGUACUCUCUGGGACAGAAACCGCCAGCGUACUCCGGAGGGAUUUCGCCAUUUGUUCUCUUCUCUGGGAGGAAACCAGGACUACUUUGAUAGCCCUGAUGGCGUCUCCACUCCGACCGCCCGCUUUCUGGUUUGGGAUAACCACAUGCCUCCCCCAGCGCCGGUAGUGCAGGAGAACAUCUAUGAUAUCUCCCGGCACACAGAAGACGCUCCUUGGGACCUAAUCGACAACGAUGACGACGUCGACGAAGACCUCUUGGCAACCUACCAACUGGCACAUGAGCAACAGACCUAUGAUGCCUUGCCACAGAUGGCUUAG
This is a messenger RNA of Cadophora gregata, 1122 nucleotides long. RefSeq lists its product as uncharacterized. The record is from RefSeq and is a predicted model, not a curated record. NCBI's taxonomy places the organism in Eukaryota, Fungi, Ascomycota, Leotiomycetes, Helotiales, Ploettnerulaceae. Bases 1 to 1122 code for a protein of 373 amino acids. The transcript has a single exon.